AUGUUUCUGCUCCUUUGCUUCACCACUUUGGUCUCACCAUGUUUUUCCACACUCGUCAAAAACAAUGGACCUGUUAUUGGGCUCAUGGCUCAGGAUGUUAGAAGUCAGGAAGCAAAUGAAAUAAGCUACAUCGCUGCGUCUUAUGUCAAAACCCUGGAAUCGGCUGGUGCCAGGGUCCUUCCGAUCAUGAUCGACCAUACUGAGGAGGAGUACAAAGAAAUAUUCAACAUGAUUAACGGAUUCUUUCUCCCUGGAGGAGCCGCCAACAUUUUUGACUCUGGUUAUGCUACAGCUGCAAAGAUAUUCUAUGAUCUAGCCAUUGAGGCUAACAAAAAAGGAGAUUACUUCCCAAUUUGGGGCACUUGUCUGGGAUUUGAACAGCUUGCCGUUAUCACUGCUCGCAAAAAUGUUUUAGUGAGAACCAACACCACCGCAGUGUCUCUACCUUUGGAUUUCACAACUGAGGCUAACGGGAGCAAGCUGUUUAGGGAUUUCUCUCCUGAAAUGAUGAGUGCACUGGCCACUGAGCCGAUGACGAUAAACGCACACAAGUGGAGUGUGUCGAUGGAGACGUACCACGAGAAUGAAGACCUGAACAAGUUUUACAAAGUGCUGUCCACAAACACUGAUGGAAGAAUAGAGUUUAUUUCCACAUUUGAGGCAUACGAUUACCCCAUAUAUGGUGUACAGUGGCACCCAGAGAAGAACCCGUACGAAUGGACCAGAGACUUCUAUGUCCACACCCCAAACUCCAUCAAGAUGACUUUUUACUUUGCCGAUUUCUUUGUCAAUGAAGCCAGGAAAAGCAAACACACAUAUGAAAAUGAAAAGAUGAUUCGGGAUUUGCUGAUCUACAGGUAUCAUCCCAACUACACCGGGGAAACUACCAGCGUAUUUGAGCAGAAAUAUUACUUUUAUGGUCGUGACCAGGACAAAAUAACUGAUCCUGUCAAAGUAACUGAUCCCGACAUCAUAGGGCAAGUCUAG
Molecule: messenger RNA, 987 nt
Organism: Periophthalmus magnuspinnatus
Lineage: Eukaryota; Metazoa; Chordata; Actinopteri; Gobiiformes; Gobiidae
Product: gamma-glutamyl hydrolase-like
Exons: 10
Coding region: 1-987 (328 amino acids)
Biological process (GO): tetrahydrofolylpolyglutamate metabolic process
Cellular component (GO): vacuole
Molecular function (GO): gamma-glutamyl-peptidase activity
Source: RefSeq, a predicted model, not a curated record